GGAUACGCAUCCGAUGUUUGCUAAACAGAUAGAUGGCUGCCCAGAGAAGUUAUUUGCGCCUAAUAUCCGCACAAAGCCAACAAAGAGAUCAUGGCGGCCGUGUUGCAGAGGCUCACAAAAUGAGUCAGUCUCUGCGAGGCUCACUGACUCGCAACACAUAGAUUUUUAAAUGACCAUGGAGGCUGGUGCAGACACACAGCAAAGUGGUGAAACAGCUGUCUCGGAGUCUGAGGCCCAGCAGAUCAGUCUGGCCCAGGUAAAUUUUGCGUCCAUAGCAGCUGCCCAGGUGUCGUCCAGCAGUCCCACAGUCACCUUAGUGCAGUUACCCAACGGUCAGACGGUCCAAGUGCACGGGGUGAUCCAAGCUGCCCAGCCCUCGGUCAUCCAGUCCCCACAGGUCCAGACUGUACAGAUUUCGACUGUUGCUGAGAGUGAGGACUCCCAGGAGUCUGUAGACAGCGUGACAGAUUCUCAGAAGAGGAGAGAGAUCCUGUCCAGACGACCUUCCUACAGGAAGAUCCUCAACGACUUAUCGUCAGACGUUCCAGCAGUGCCUCGAAUUGAGGAAGAGAAGUCCGAGGACGACACAGCCCCCGCCAUCACCACCGUCACCAUGCCCACUCCCAUCUAUCAGACCAGCAGCGGCCAAUACAUUGCCAUUACCCAGGGCGGGGCCAUCCAGCUGGCCAAUAACGGCACAGACGGAGUCCAGGGCCUGCAGACGCUCACCAUGGCCAACGCUGCUGGAGCCCAGUCUGGCGCCACCAUCCUGCAGUACGCUCAGACCAGCGACGGGCAGCAGAUCCUCGUGCCCAGCAACCAAGUGGUUGUACAAGCUGCCUCUGGUGACGUCCAGGCCUAUCAGAUCCGCACAGCACCCACCAGCGCCAUCACUCCCGGGGUCGUCAUGGCAACUUCACCUGCACUGGGCUCAGGUGGAGGCACUGAGGAGGUCACACGCAAAAGGGAAGUCCGGCUCAUGAAAAACAGGGAGGCGGCCCGCGAGUGUCGCAGGAAGAAGAAGGAGUACGUCAAGUGUCUGGAGAACCGCGUGGCCGUGCUGGAGAACCAGAACAAAACCCUCAUCGAGGAACUCAAAGCCCUCAAAGACUUGUACUGCCACAAAUCUGAGUAGAAACGUCACCGAGCGCCUGGCAGGGCCGACGCCGUCUGCCCCCCGUGUACAGAGACUCAGCACAGAGCCAUGCAUCUGGAUGCCACGCCCACCUUUUCUACUCUCGCUUUCUUUUUAAAAAAAAAACUGCUGAAAAAUCUGUAAAGUGACUAGACAGGAAUUUAAAGAAAAACAUACCGACUCCCACUUUCAAUUUGAAAUUCAGUUCCCAUCAGUUUCCCAUGAGAAGUGAGGCUGUGUCAGGACGGAUGUGUUGGAGGAGGCUACAACUCUACAGGGUCCUUUAGUGGUGAAGUGAUGGAACAGACUGUUCUUGUUUUGACGCCAUCCAUCGGGAAGCAUUCCAGUCACUGGUGCCUGGAUGAACCGGGCGACAUCACCAGCAACGGGGAACUGCUCGAUUCCCAUCACCACGACCGACGGAACUUUUUAAACCCCCCCUCCCUGCACCCCGAGACUCGCGGAUCACGAGGAGGUUACCUUCGUGUGCAACAUUUGUAACUGUAACUGCGCUCUCGCAUUAACAUCUGUUACUUACUAAUGCUUUGAACUGUAGAUGGGCUGUGUCAUGGACUUUUUAUCUUUUAGCUCUGUUUGGUUUACUAUGUAUUGGAUUAUCUGCUUGCAUAAUGCCAUUGACUUUUUUUUUUUUUCACUUUUUGGCCUUGAUAAGACAUGAACAAAAAAAGAGAAGCUAAUCCACUCUGUUGGGUUGUAAAAUGGUUGUCAUGUUAAAUGCAGCUUUAAGAAAAACACAUUAAUCGACUUGGUUAAACCUCUCAAGCGGAACAUUUCUGGUUACAGAACUCUUGAAGAGUUUAUUGGGUCUCUGGUGCAUGUUCCCAGUCAUAGUAGGAAGGCUCAUUGUUUUUGGUUUCUACCAGUGUUGAACCAAAACUACUGUUGUGGUGUAAAACUGUCGGCUUCAUGUGAUAAAAGGUGUUUGGAUUAGAUGCAGAUGAACAAAAACAAGGUAGUUAAACCAGUGUUUGCCCCUAAAAAUGCUAUUUUAAAAUGUUUUUUCUCUUAUUUUUGGAUUUUUAAACACAUUUUUAAAUUUGUUUUAUGAAUUCAUGGAUUCCUUUUUGAACAAAAAACCCAAAAAUAAUGAGCCUGGCUUGUUUUGCGAUGAAAAGAAAAAAACCCUGUCUGCAUAUUUCUGAACAGACUUUGGAGACGCCUCUCUGGAAUCGUGGAUUCCUCGCUGGUGUGUCACGCUGUUGUUGAACAUGUAUUUGUUACUGCUAAAGUUUGAAUUAUUUCUGUGUAAAAUAAGAGGGAAAAAAAGGAUGAUUCUUGCAGUCGGUACCAGGCGCCAGCAGAGCGCCGUCUCCAAACUCUGUUCACAAACAAAGUGGCAUGCGCACUUUUCCCUGCAUAUACAAUCCCACCACAUUUCACUUCAUUCAACAGGAAACUCUAAUAAGCGACACAACCUCCUGUACUUGAAAGCAACCCUGCUAAAGCAUUGAUUAUUUAGUGUCCACCAGUGUUUUGUUGCUUAUUGAUUAUCAAGGCAUCGUCAUGUAUUUAGUUGGACUUCAUCGGUUGUGUGGAGCGUCAAAUCUCACCACGUACGACUCGAGUGCACCAAUCAAACACGUGCGACCAAAUCCAACCAGACAAACGACUGACGAGAACAAAUCGGAUAUUUUUUAAGACAACGGAAUGCCAUAUUGUUGUAUUUUAGGUAAAAUGUAUCAUCAUGACAUAGUAUGCUUUUUUUUUAUGUUGCUUUUCAUUAAUUUUGUAUUCACAAUUUCUAAAUGUCAGCACCGACCUGUAUAAAACAGUGCAUUAUGUUAGAGCUAUUGAAAUAUUACAUUUUUGGCAGCUGUUAAUAAAUGUGUUUCUGGUAA
Acanthopagrus latus (yellowfin seabream) is the source of this 2994-nucleotide messenger RNA. Its product is annotated as cyclic AMP-responsive element-binding protein 1-like. The transcript has 8 exons. The record is from RefSeq and is a predicted model, not a curated record. Gene Ontology annotation, molecular function: DNA-binding transcription factor activity, RNA polymerase II-specific; protein binding; cAMP response element binding. The coding region runs from base 170 to 1135 and encodes 321 amino acids. Gene Ontology annotation, biological process: regulation of transcription by RNA polymerase II. Gene Ontology annotation, cellular component: ATF4-CREB1 transcription factor complex; nucleus. Lineage: Eukaryota; Metazoa; Chordata; Actinopteri; Spariformes; Sparidae.